Molecule: messenger RNA, 2028 nt
Organism: Diplodia corticola
Lineage: Eukaryota; Fungi; Ascomycota; Dothideomycetes; Botryosphaeriales; Botryosphaeriaceae
Product: anion exchange family protein
Exons: 6
Coding region: 1-2028 (675 amino acids)
Biological process (GO): borate transport; monoatomic ion homeostasis; transmembrane transport
Cellular component (GO): plasma membrane; fungal-type vacuole
Molecular function (GO): borate efflux transmembrane transporter activity; solute:inorganic anion antiporter activity
Source: RefSeq, a predicted model, not a curated record
AUGCCCCAGUCCGACGCCUGCAGUCUUCCCGGCCACCGGCGAUCCUCGCGCCCCUCCACCGAUCGCAGAUCGCGCAAGCCGUGGCAGAAGCGCGGUCCUCUGGCCUCGUGGAAAAUGCGUCCUCCCGGCUCCAGCGACGACCGCCUGAGUCGCCACACCACUCGCGCCUCGGCCCACAGGCGUGACAGGUGGUGGCAGAUCCGGUGGGGCAGAGGCCUGGUCCAUGACAUCCGCCGCCGAGCCCCGUACUACCUUUCCGACUGGACCGACGCGUGGGACUAUAGGGUCGUCCCUGCGACCAUCUACAUGUAUUUCGCAAAUAUUCUCCCCGCCCUGGCCUUUUCGCUAGACAUGUUUGCAAAGACGGACUCGAGCUUCGGCGUCAAUGAAGUCUUGCUGGCUUCUGUGCUUGCCUCCUUCGUCUUCUCCAUUUUCUCCGCCCAGCCUUUGGUCAUCGUCGGCGUCACUGGCCCCAUCACUGUUUUCAACUAUACCGUGUACGACAUCAUCGUCCCACAUGGCAUCAAUUACUUUUCCUUCAUGUGCUGGAUCGGCUUAUGGUCACUUGUCAUGCACUGGAUUCUUGCCAUCACGAACGCCUGUAACUGGUUGAAAUAUGUCACUCGCUUCUCCUGCGACAUCUUCGGCUUCUACGUUGCUUUUAUCUACUUGCAAAAAGGAAUCCAAGUCCUGACGCGCCAAUGGGAGGCCGGCGACACAUCAGCCUACCUUUCGAUCAUGAUCGCUCUUCUAGUCCUCAUGGUGGCCUACAUUGGAGGUGUUGUUGGCAACAGCACCCUUUUCCAUAGAUAUGUACGAAAGUUCAUCGAGGACUACGCCACCCCUCUCACCGUCAUCUUCUUCACCGGCUUCACCCACAUCGGGAAGAUGGAAGGCAUAGAGCUUCUCAAGCUUCCCACAAGCAAAGCCUUCUACCCCACCACCGAUCGGGGAUGGUUCAUCCAUUUCUGGGACAUCAAAGUCGGAGAAGUCUUCCUCGCCAUCCCCUUCGCCAUCCUCCUAACCAUUCUUUUCUACUUCGACCACAACGUAUCCUCCCUCAUCGCCCAAGGCACCGAGUUCCCCCUCCGCAAACCCGCCGGUUUCCACUGGGACAUCUUCCUCCUGGGCCUCACCACGGGCGUGUCCGGCCUCCUCGGGAUCCCCUUCCCGAACGGGCUCAUCCCCCAAGCCCCGUUCCAUACCAACGCGCUCUGCGUGACGCGCACCGUCUCGGACGCCGACGACGACGAGGCGAACAAGGGCCACCGCACGCGCCGCGUCGUCGACCACGUCGUCGAGCAGCGCGUCUCGAACCUCGCGCAGGGCCUCCUCACGCUCGGCACCAUGACGGGGCCCCUCCUCAUCGUGCUGCACCUGAUCCCGCAGGCGGUCCUGGCCGGCCUCUUCUUCGUCAUGGGCGUGCAGGCGCUCGAGGGCAACGGCAUCACGGCCAAGAUGGUGUUCCUCGCCCGCGACCGCGCGCUGACGACGGACGGCGUGCCGCUGCGCCGCGUGCGCCGCCGCGCCGCCGUGUGGGCCUUCGUCGCGCUCGAGCUCGUCGGCUUCGGCGCCACCUUCGCCAUCACCCAGACCAUCGCGGCCGUCGGGUUCCCCGUCUUUAUCUUGCUGCUGAUCCCCGUGCGGACGUGGGUGCUGCCGAGGUGGUUCACUGCGGCCGAGUUGGCCGCGUUGGACGCGCCGACGGCGAGCCCGUUUACGAUGGAGAGUGUCGGGGGGAUUCACAUGGAGGAUUCGGAUAGUGCUAGUGCGGCUGAGGAGCGGGAAGUGGGAGAGGAAGCGGAAGCGGGAGUCGGGGCGGGGAGUGCGAGUCAGAUUGAGGAGAGCGAUGAGGCGGAGAGGGGGGAGGCGGCGGGGUAUUUGAAGACAAGGGAGCAGCAGAAGCAGAAGCAGCAGCAGUAUCAGCAGCAGCAAGGGGGGAGCGGGAGUGUGAGGAGGGCGAGUUUCAGGCACGAUGAAGAUGGGAAGGAGGGGAUUGAGCUAGCGGAUGUGAAUAGGGUCCGGUGA